Cyclopterus lumpus (lumpfish) is the source of this 3022-nucleotide messenger RNA. RefSeq lists its product as uncharacterized. The transcript is spliced from 9 exons. Bases 522 to 1211 code for a protein of 229 amino acids. Gene Ontology annotation, molecular function: GTPase activity; GTP binding. The record is from RefSeq and is a predicted model, not a curated record. Gene Ontology annotation, biological process: protein secretion; regulation of exocytosis. Gene Ontology annotation, cellular component: Golgi apparatus; endosome. Lineage: Eukaryota; Metazoa; Chordata; Actinopteri; Perciformes; Cyclopteridae.
UGCAUGAGGCGGAUGAGUCAGCCGUCAGCACGCUGGACCCCCGCAGCUGUUAUUGGGGACAAUUACCAGCGCGUAAGACAGACGGAUGUUUUCACUCGUAAGAAAACCACCGCGCCGGUAGCUGCCGACUUCCUCGCGCGCCCAGUUAACCAUCUGCCCACGCCAGGACUCACAGGACACGUUUCCGCCUGUUUGUCGCCGCCGCCUUCCUGACUGCUGGCCGCAGACGCGCGCGGCAUGUUUGUCAAGUUUUGACUCAAGCGUCGCUUCCGUCUUCUCACCGCGCGAUAGCAAGGUGUGAUUUGUCUUCUUCUUCUUCUGGUCCUCCUCGGGGAAGCGCCUGGUUGAUCACUCCGUGGCCACGCGCAGUAAUGCUCGCAGAGGGGCUGGAGGCUGGCGGACACCGGCACUGAGCGGCGGGGACAGCUCGCAGACACCGUGCGCGUCUUUUCGUGGACACAUCUCGGAGACAACUGAGGGUUCGGCUUCCUCCGCCCGCGCAACUCUUUCCCGACGUUGCGAUGUCCGCGAGAAAGACGUCGUUGACGGACAAGCAGGCAAAAAACGGCACGUCCAAAUACGUGUUGGAGAGAUGCGCUUCUGUUAACGAGUAUUACGACAUUGCGUUCAAGGUGAUGCUGCUGGGAGACUCGUCCGUGGGGAAGACGUGCGUCUUGGUGCGUUUUAAAGAUGGGGCAUUUCUGGGAGGCAACUUUAUAGCCACCGUUGGAAUAGACUUUAGGAAUAAAGUGGUGGAUAUCGACAACCUGAAAGUCAAACUCCAGAUCUGGGAUACAGCCGGCCAAGAGAGAUUCCGCAGUGUAACACACGCCUACUACAGAGAUGCCCAGGCAUUACUCCUGCUUUAUGAUAUCACCAGCAAGAUGUCUUUUGACAAUACCAGGGCUUGGCUGACUGAAAUACACGAGUAUGCCCAGACGGAUGUGGUCAUCAUGUUGCUCGGCAACAAGGCAGACAUGACUGCAGAGAGGGUGGUGAAGACGGAGGAUGGAGAGAAGCUGGCGAAGGAAUAUGGUGUGCCAUUUAUGGAGACCAGUGCGAAGACAGGAGUCAAUGUGGAGCUGGCCUUUCUCGCUAUAGCAAAGGAGCUGAGGCACAGAGCGACAGAGCAGCAGAAUGAGCCCAAGUUCCAGAUACACGACUACAUUGAGUCUAAGAAGCACAAGUCUGGCUGCUGUGGCAACAUGUAGCUGAUCCUGAUCACCAGGCAGUGAGAGAGACACACAGAGAGAGAGAAAGAGAGCGAGGGAGGUAAAAAAAAAGAGAGUCUGCUCUCUUAUGAAAAGCUAAUCCCAGCACCAAAUCUGAGGAGCAGACGAGCUCGUCUUCACCGCUGAGCUUUUAGAUGAAUGGAAAGUGAAUCUGGAUUGGGCGCCAUCCCUUAUCUGAAAUGUGAAAUUAAAUGUCAUGCGUAGAAAUGUCUGUGGUCUUUGUGGUGACAGUGUUAUCAAACUACAAGUCAGGAGUUGCAAAUCUGAAAUGCAAUAUCCAUUUGCAGGGACAAACCGAAAACGUGCUCAUCAUUUUAUUCUGCAUGGUUGCAGAAUAAAAUUAUUGGUUUUGAAUGAAAAACAUGGUGCCCUUGUGAUUUGUGUUAAUCCAAGUGUAUUAUUUGGGGGAAGGAGGUGUCUGCAGGGUCAGACGCAUUGCCCUAAAGGUUAAAACUACACCCUCAAAUUCUUAUUGAAAGUAUCUAAAUAUGACAAAUAACAGCACAGUUUUCGGCGGGCCCAUCUGUUGUGCUUACCGCCACUGAAACUGAUCUGGUUCGUGCCAGCAGGUCUUGUAGGGGCCAACAUUUGUAAUAAAUACGUGUUAGGCUAACUAUAUUUGUAUGAGUUAACCGUAAGUAUUUUGACAGUAUUCAACUUGCCUCAGAGAGUCAUGCAGUAUUAUGUUUGCUCGUGCCUUAGCUAAUUACAGUAACUUGCUAACACGUCGCUAACAUUAGCUUGCUAACACGUCACUAACAUCAGCUCACAUCGCUAACAUUAGCUCGAUAACAGCAAACUUGUCCCAUUGCGUCAUCCUCUUAGUUAUCGACCGCACUCCCGGUAGACACCGGCUGCUCAAGUAAACCUUUCACGGGCUGAAAUUAUCAGCUACUUGCAUUUAGUUAGCUCUUCAGCCAUUGGUUGCAUAUUGUGAUUGUUUUCAGUGGUCUUCACUUUAUGACGCGUUGCGGUCUAUUUCGUGACGGUUGGGACGGCGUCAGAAAUCAGAAAAAUUACGCGUAUUAACAUCCAACAUGGCCCCCAACAAAAAUAUGUUCCAAUAGAAUUAAACUUUCAAAUACACAAAAAAACGCAUCAAAACUACUUUGAUUGGGUUUGUUAACAUACAUCAUGGUUGGCUCAAAAUGACUGUGACAUUGAACCAAAAUACGACAAAAGUAAACGUAAUUUGCGACCAUUUGCGACAAAAUAGAUUUCCCUGGAAAACAUAUUUCCCAACGUUUCAAUGUUUGGGGGAGUGGGGGGUAGAUUUUAGGAGGCAGGGCUGUGACAUGUUAUGCCAACGAGAGUCUUUGUGAUUAUGUGAACAGCACAUGACAAAUGUGUUAGUGUGUAGUUCCGCUUGACUUCAUGUUUGUAAUGAAACUGUUUUUGGUUGUGGUUCAACAGAGCGUCAGUAACCUGGUUGUGUCCAAAGUGAGCUCACCUUUGACCUUUGUUCAAUCCAGCGGCAGCAGCGAAACACUGAAGGCCAAGUCCGUAGUUAUUCUCAGAACUGUCACCUUUUCCAUCCCGCAGUUUUAUAUAAUCAAUCAAUAGAACUGUUGGUGUGCAGCUCUUAGUUUGUUUCCAUCCCUGUUGUGCCAGACUGUGACCUGAAUCCCUUUCGGCCUUACAGUCUUCAUCAUUAUUCUUCGCUAACUCACCGUGUUUGAGAAGUGGACUUCAGUCUCACGGUCAGAUUGUAGCUAAAUGAUCCCGUCUGUUCACAUCUGUACUGCUGUUAGAUAGAAUAAAGACAACUUUUUGAGGGCGCUCGCCCACUG